UUCAGGCUGGAGCACUCCGAGGUCAAAACAUGAAGAUUUAGAUUGCAGAGUGAUGCGGAUAAACCGAAGAGUUAUUUACGCGGUGAUUUUGACUUCAUCGCUCCUGUUUCUUGGGAAGUACAUUUUCUCACGCAAAAGUGAUUACACAGACCUACACCAACGACACCGUCCUGCGAAAGACGAUCACCGGGAAAUUGAGAGGCUUGGGACACACGACGACCAAUGCUUCUACGAUCCGUCGUGUUCACCACCGCAAAUAUUGUUUCGCAUCCAUGCGGAAACAGCUAAUGCGCCACCGUUUGCAUGUCUCAAUGAUAUACGAUUGUUUGACGGAUACGAGCUCAAAAAUGGAGUGAAUUUGGUGUCACUGAAUGGUACGACUGGCGAUGUUGAAUCGAUGGUAUCAUUUGAUGUGGCUGAAUCGGACGGAAACUUGAUUAACUGGUUGAGAUCGCUUCCGCCGUCUGCUAUCAUUGUUGGUGUGUCAUUCGGGGACGUAGCUGAGAGAGUUUCGUCGGACGCUCGUGCCGCUCUCAGUGCCUUUGGAGCAGUCGAAAUCUUGAAGUGGAGAGGAGCGUCGUCCUAUGCCAUUCUUGGACAGCACGGGCUGAAGCAACAUGCUCAUGAACUGCUUGUUCUGCAAUCUGAUGAGCAUGCAACGCACCUCAUUGAAGGAUGCUUUGAUGUUCCACUCGGAGAUGUUGGUGCUGUCAAUACAUCGAGGGAUCUGAUGGACAUCCAGAGGAUUGAUCCUGAAAAGAUGGCAGCUUUGGGCGGUUCGCGAAAUGCAGAUCAAAGUGUCGAACUCGGAUCUAAAUGGGUCUGGUGUGGUAUGGAAACAUCUUGUGCUCCAGAUGAGAUACCCAUGCACUUUUUUACUGGCGAAAGCAAAGACGAUUCACCGCGAAUGUGCGUUGGUGGUUAUAUGGUUUUCGAUCGUGACCUGAACAACGCUGGGCGGGGUCUGAAUGUAGCUUCUAUCGAACCUAAAACCGGAAGAAUCUUGUCUGUGGCUCAUUUUGACACCUAUCAAGACGACUCUUCUACGCUUGAGGAAUGGUUGGAAAAUGUGCCGUUGGGGAAUAUUAUGGCAGUUGUGAGCUUCGAUGAGGCAUCGAACAUGUUGUCCGACAUGGCGAAGAGGAUCUUUUAUGAGAUGGGAUCCAGUAUGAUUCAUCGCUUGAAAUUUCGCGCUUCUUGGUAUUUUGUUGGUCAUAAAGGACUAGCAGCGUAUAGCCCCUUUGAAGAUCUAAACGUGCCGACUGGAAAUUCUUGGGCGAAACCCAUUAAAACAUCCAUAUGUUUGCCGAAAAAACUCGAUGCUUGGCGGGGGCGUGCACAUAAAGGCAAGUCGGCAAUCUCGUUGAUGCCCCAUAAUCUGCCUCGGCGUCAUUUUUGUCUCAAACAUGAUGGUCAUGGAGAAUUUUGUGAUGAAAGCCGCAUCGACAGUCUCAUCCAUCCACGUCCUUUGACUGAUCCAUCGCGCGAAAGAGAUCCUGUAUUCAACAUGCCUAUCGUUAUAGCAGCAGGUCUUUCUACAGAUGCUUUACGCAUUUGCCUUGAGUCUCUCAUGCGGCAAGAGGGUCUGAACACGCAGAUGGUCAUUGUAGCGUAUGACAAGGAGUAUCCAGAAAACGCCGAGUUGUCGACCCUUUUUCAUGUACGAUCUCUGCCUGUCAAUGCCUCUGACGGAUACGGAUCCCUAAUAUUGUCAGCCCUAUCUGCAACCUUUGCCGUUUUCCCUUCAGCUGCAGCUGUGGCUGUGAUUGAAGAGGAUGUGAAGUUAGCGCCGGACUGGUUGUACUAUCUGUCUCAGACCUUGCCCACACUACUUUCAGACACUUCAGUUGAUGUGAUACACACUUUCAAUCCUAACGGGUUUACUGACACCAGUGGUAAUGAUUCCCUUGUAUAUCGAACUGGAUUUCAACCCCCACUUUUUUCAUAUGUCAUAACCAGGAAGAAAUAUGAAAAGGAGAUCAAAAAUAAGAUUAACUGCUGUGCUAAUCCCGGUCGCUGGUUAUGGUCAUCAUCGUCCUCGUUAGUUCCCGAUAUGUCUCGGAUUGACGUUACUCACAAUUCGCUUAUUCCUCAUUGGACCAACGCGUUAUUUACACGACCGAGGAAAAUGAGUGAGAAGAGCACUACUCUUGUUCGAAACUUUGAGUCUGAAUCCAUGUACGACCGUUCUAUCUCGUCAGCCUGUAUGAAUGCUCCAAGAGUUCCUUUGCGACACGUUGCAUGCGGAAACUGGCAGCAGCAAAUUGAAGAAAUUUCUUCGGAGUCUAACAGUUCUUCCGUUAUCGUCACGUGCGGUAAUGAAGUCAAAGAUUUGGCGCAAGCAUCAAAAUGCUUCGGACUGUACUUUGAUGAGCAUUUUGUGACGGGUGUAUAUAAGCGCAUUAUCAGGUUCUUUGCCGAUGGUACGAAUGUGUUCAUCGUACCUGAAAAACUUAUCGCCAGCCCUUCGUUUUUGAAGCUGUUUGGAAGUUCGUUUACUGCAUAGUUUUUUUAAUGCAAAUCUCUCAAUAGUUCCUACGCAACACUGCAUAAUCCCAGCAUCACCUUGCCUUUCUGAUCUGAAUACCGAUGUGAUUUAUAUUUGCUGAAUGGAUCAUUGUUUUGAUCUACAUGGUCUACUAGAUUUGUAGACUUAAAGGCAGUGUCCGGGCAAAAACUCGAUUUUUAAAAUGAUACAUUGAUACAUUACCAUUAUCUCCAUCAAUUUAUCACCCUUCUCUUGCUUUCAAAAUCCACUUACCGGGGGUCAUCCGCUGCGC
This is a messenger RNA of Cylicocyclus nassatus, 2780 nucleotides long. NCBI's taxonomy places the organism in Eukaryota, Metazoa, Nematoda, Chromadorea, Rhabditida, Strongylidae. The record is from the annotation of a GenBank genome assembly.